Molecule: messenger RNA, 677 nt
Organism: Somion occarium
Lineage: Eukaryota; Fungi; Basidiomycota; Agaricomycetes; Polyporales; Cerrenaceae
Source: the annotation of a GenBank genome assembly
GGCUUUCUCUUUUUCUCGCCAGUUGUUUCAAGCCCUCUUUGAUCCUCUUCAGUGCAUCGAAUUAAUUCUUCGAGUUCAACAUCCACAUUGACUAUGAGCUCAAAUGGCACCUCGAGCCUUAAGCAGCGCCGUCGCUCAGACUAUGGGUAUACCUUAUCGUAUCGCACUCGCUGGAGUGAUAACGACCAAUAUGCACACGUCAACAACUCCGUCUACUACCAUCUCUUUGACUCGAUCAUCAAUACUUACCUCAUAACUCAUUGCGGUCUUACACCUCCAAACUCAGCCCUCAUUGGGCUUGUUGUCUCAUCCUUCUGUCAGUUCUUCUCUCCCCUUUCGUUUCCCGCUGUGUUGGACCUGGGUUUGAGGGUGAAUAUGCUAGGAAAGAGCUCGGUUAACUAUGAGGUAGGGGUGUUCGAGGAAGGGAAGGAUGUGCCGAGUGCCGUGGGUGGAUAUACUCAUGUGUUCGUGGAGAACAAGAGUAGAAAGAGUGCUGCUAUGGAUGAUACUUUGAAGGCUGGGCUUGUGAAGUUACUUGAACCGUCGAACAGGCGAUCGGCGAAGCUUUGAUCUAUUGUACUUAUCGACAUUUUGUAUAGAACCAAGUCGUAGAUUGAAGCCGGGUUUUAUAACAUGGCCAGUUUUCCUUGCUCUGGGGUCUGUUUAUGUUUAACACC